Messenger RNA from Procambarus clarkii (red swamp crayfish), 1347 nucleotides. The record is from RefSeq and is a predicted model, not a curated record. Lineage: Eukaryota; Metazoa; Arthropoda; Malacostraca; Decapoda; Cambaridae.
AUGAUACCUCCCACUGUUGCUAUACCUCCCACUGUUGCUAUACCUCCCACUCCUGCUAUACCUCCCACUGUUGCUAUACCUCCCACUGUUGUUAUACCUCCCACUGUUACAAUACCUCCCACUGUUGCUAUACCUCCCACUGUUACAAUACCUCCCACUGUUGCUAUACCUCCCACUGUUACAAUACCUCCCACUGUUGCUAUACCUCCCACUGUUGUUAUACCUCCCACUGUUACAAUACCUCCCACUGUUGCUGUAGCUCCCACUGUUGUUAUGGUGCCCACUGUUGCUGUAGCUCCCACUGUUGUUAUGGUGCCCACUGUUGCUGUAGCUCCCACUGUUGUUAUGGUGCCCACUGUUGCUGUAGCUCCCACUGUUGUUAUGGUGCCCACUGUUGCUGUAGCUCCCACUGUUGUUAUGGUGCCCACUGUUGCUGUAGCUCCCACUGUUGUUAUGGUGCCCACUGUUGCUGUAGCUCCCACUGUUGUUAUGGUGCCCACUGUUGCUGUAGCUCCCACUGUUGUUAUGGUGCCCACUGUUGCUGUAGCUCCCACUGUUGUUAUGGUGCCCACUGUUGCUGUAGCUCCCACUGUUGUUAUGGUGCCCACUGUUGCUGUAGCUCCCACUGUUGCUAUGGGUCCCACUGCUACUAUACCUUCCUCUGUUGAUAUACCUCCCACUAUUUUUAUGGCUCCCACUGUUGCUGUAGCUCCCACUGUUGUUAUGGUGCCCACUGUUGCUGUAGCUUCCACUGUUGUUAUGGUGCCCACUGUUGCUGUAGCUCCCACUGUUGUUAUGGUGCCCACUGUUGCUGUAGCUCCCACUGUUGCUAUGGGUCCCACUGCUACUAUACCUUCCUCUGUUGAUAUACCUCCCACUAUUUUUAUGGCUCCCACUGUUGCUGUAGCUCCCACUGUUGUUAUGGUGCCCACUGUUGCUGUAGCUCCCACUGUUGCUAUGGGUCCCACUGCUACUAUACCUUCCUCUGUUGAUAUACCUCCCACUAUUUUUAUGGCUCCCACUGUUGCUGUAGCUCCCACUGUUGUUAUGGUGCCCACUGUUGCUGUAGCUCCCACUGUUGCUAUGGCUCCCACGGUUGUUAUGGCUCCAACUGUUGCUAUACCUCCCACUGUUGCUAUACCUCCCACUGUUGCUUUACAUUCCACUGUUGCUUUACAUUCCACUGUGCUUCUUAAUCUCCUUCACUGUGACUACGAGGUCAUCCCAUAUCACCUGACCUUUGACCCCUCACAUCUGGUGUCCACACUGGUUCUUCUGCCAAGACCUCUUGAAAUCACAAGCACAAUUAAAUCAUUGGAAUACAAUUCAUCUAUGAGUAGAUUUUAG